GGAGGUACCCACAGUUUGCCACUAGUUUCCAUUGGAACAGACAAAGGCUCCGAAGGCUGGCGGAGGAUGCCGAGCCUGGGGUGCGGGCACCAUCAGGCCGGAAUAUGUAUAUUUCUAAUGUUUGGCAGAUAGCAUAUCGCCAUGCAACAUAGGACUGCUGUGACAUAUUGAUGAAGCCGAGAGUGGUUUGCGAGAGAACGCAGGUGCCACGCGGCGAUUGAUAGAGUAUGUGGGGGUCUGGUUUCGCCUCGUCCCGACCGUGUGUGGUUGAACUCGGGCGGAAUCACAGCCUGCCCUUGGGGAUAUGUGGCUCCGACGAGCCUCACUCUCUAUAUGGCUAUAUCGUCGCAAUCCCUUUACAACAGGACUACGGUUGGACCAUGUCGGGAUUGGGGUCGGAUUCCUGGUGGAAGAAAACCAUCUAUAUCACCGGCGGUGCCCUCCUCGCUGCUGCUGCCUAUCUAUUACACGAGCUGCUCGCCAUCAGGAAGGAGCAGGAGUUGGACUCUAAAGAUGCCAUCAUCCUCCAUCAGUUCUCCAGGCCAAACACGGGGGUCCCCAGCCUCUCACCAUUCUGCCUCAAGAUGGAGACGUACCUACGCAUGGUGGACCUACCCUACCAGAACUACUUUGAUGGGAAGCUCUCUCCGCAGGGUAAGAUGCCAUGGAUUGAGUAUAACUGGCAGCAGGUGUCGGGGUCAGAGUUCAUCAUUGACUUCCUGGAAGAGAACCUGGGCGUCAACCUCAACAAGAACCUCAGUCCCCAGGAAAGAGCCGUGUCCCGGGCUGUCACCAAGAUGGUGGAGGAGCACCUCUACUGGACAAUAGCCUAUUGCCAGUGGGUAGACAACCUGGAGGAGACCCAAAAGAUGCUGCCAGUCACUGGUCCUCUCAGUGACAUGCUAAAGUGGAUCCUCGGCCACCUGAACAGCAGCAUGGUGCAAAGGGAGAUGUACGGCCAUGGCAUCGGACGGUUCUCCAAGGAGGAAGUCUACAAGCUGAUGGAGAAGGACAUGCGCACGCUGGCCGAACUGCUCGGAGAUAAGAAGUACUUCAUGGGGCCUAAGAUGUCGACAGUAGAUGCUGCUGUGUUUGGUCACCUGGCCCAGGCUAUGUGGACACUACCCGGCACACGUCCUGAACAGCUCAUCAAAGGCGAGCUCAUCAACCUGGCCAUGUUCUGUGAGCGCAUGCGGAGAAAGUUCUGGCCUGAGUGGUUCGUGGACAUAGAGGACGUGUACUAUGACGGAGCAGACACUGACAGCAGCGAGGGCUCUUCUACAGGCCUGAUGGACUUUGGCCUGUUCUCCCAGACAGACACCAUGGAGGAGAGUGAAGCCUCUGACAAACACACACACUCACACACUCACUCCCCCGAUACGGACCACUCGCUGUUCGACUCGGACGUGGGCACGGGCUCGGACAAUGGGCCGCAGCUUAAGUGUGACCCUCCUAGUCCUGACCCUCCUAAUCCUGCCCCUUCCAGUCCCAAACCUCCCAACCCUUGACCCAUCCUUACCAAGGCAGGUGGGGUGGGUUUGGCUGAGGCAGUCAGAUGGCCCGGGAACUCCAAACUAGUCAGGGCGCUGCUAUCUGGAUUGGCAUCAUAGAGCUGCGGAACAGAGAGGCACAGUUCUCACUUCUCCUGCUGCCCCUCCCUCUCUUCCAGAGAUCUGUGCUCACACAUGGAGGCGCAGUUAUAUUCCAUGAUGACUGAAGACUAUAUCCUAACAAUAUAAUAUCAGUGCGCUCCGACAAAACCGAGUAUUUGUAUGCAGAGCGUAUAAAUCGAACCCCGUGUUACAAUGUGAUUUCCUCACCCCCGAGUGAUUGUGACAUUGCCAAUAUGGCACUAUCACAGACAUUGCCUUAUUUGUGUCAGUUGUCCAAGGCUACAAGGCUAGUGUAAAACGUCAUGAGAGAGAUUGUUGGUUGAACCAGUUAGUGGAGUGUCUGUUCAUGGAAUACAGGCAACAUGGCUGUUUCUUUAGAAAUGUAGCUAGUGAAAGAGAGACGACGAUGAUGAUGGUAGCAGAAACAUGAAAACACUGGAUUUUUUAGAGAAAACUGAGGUCAGUCAUUUUGACACAUUGUAAAGAGUGAUAUAUAAAGAGUCUUUGACUUGGGUGGCUGCUCUAGUCUGUGUCUUACUAACGGUGGGCUAUUCUACCAGUAGUCCUAUGGUUUGUGGCUUGCUGCUGAGCAUUUUUAUUUAUUUAUUUAUUUCACCUUUAUUUAACCAGGUAGGCAAGUUGAGAAAACAAGUUCUCAUUUACAAUUGCGACCUGGCCAGGAUAAAGCAAAGCAGUUCGACACAUACAACGACAGAGUUACACAUGGAGUAAAACAAACAUACAGUCAAUAAUACAGUAUAAACAAGUCUAUAUACGAUGUGAGCAAAUGAGGUGAGAUAAGGGAGGUAAAGGCAAAAAAGGCCAUGGUGGCAAAGUAAAUACAAUAUAGCAAGUAAAACACUGGAAUGGUAGAUUUGCAAUGGAAGAAUGUGCAAAGUAGAAAUACAAAUAAUGGGGUGCAAAGGAGCAAAAUUAAUUAAUUAAUUAAAUACAGUAGGGAAAGAGGUAGUUGUUUGGGCUAAAUUAUAGUUGGGCUAUGUACAGGUGCAGUAAUCUGUGAGCUGCUCUGACAGUUGGUGCUUAAAGCUAGUGAGGGAGAUAAGUGUUUCCAGUUUCAGUGCUUUUUGUAGUUCGUUCCAGUCAUUGGCAGUAGAGAACUGGAAGGAGAGGCGGCCAAAGAAAGAAAGCAUCAGCCAUAAUCACUGGCCUUUCCAUCAACUCUGUGUCUAACUUCACUCUAGUAAAGGAGAUUGGGAUACGCAAAAGGAACUGGAGAUGGAACAUUCUUGUCGGAGUAGAGCCGACUCUUGUAUCUCACCACUAGAGGGUGCUGUAUCUAUACAUUCAUCCUGCUGUCUAUUUAGCUCUAUGGUCUCGAGUCCUGUCGGUUUCUGCCACUUGGAAUGUUAAAGGCCCAAUGAAGUCAAAGCGUGAUAUUCCUGUGUUUUAUAUACAUUUCCACACUAUGGGUUUGGAAUGAUAUUGUGAAAAUUAUGAUAAUGCCCUUUUAGUGUAAGAGCUGUUUGAAAAGACAGCGCUUUUCAGUCUGUUUUGGUGGGAUGGAGUUUUGGCCUGCCUGGUGACAUCAGACCAAUAAGAAUAGACAAUUAAAAAUAGAGUUCCAAACCUGUGCCAAUAACAGCUUAGUUUUCAGUUUUCCCCACCCUCACCCAGACCACUCCCAGACAGUCCUAGCUACAUUUUUGCUUGAGAAUUUGCUCUUUGCUAAGAAGCUGUUUUUCUUUCUUUUUGACCAUUUUAAUUGAAAACAGUCACAGUAAGGUACAUAAAUAUUACACAGAGAUUAUUUGAUAUUGAGAUAAAACAGCUGCAUUGUUUAAUGAAAUAAUAACAAUAAUACAAUGCAUUCGUUUUCACUUCAGUAUUUUUUUAAUUUUACCUUUAUUUAACCAGGCAAGUCAGUUAAGAACACAUUCUUAUUUUCAAUGAUGGCCUGGGAACAGUGGGUUAACUGCCUGUUCAGGGGCAGAACGACAGAUUUGUACCUUGUCAGCUCGGGGGUUUGAACUCGCAACCUUCCGGUUACUAGUCCAACGCUCUAACCACUAGGCUACCCUGCCGCCCCGGCUGCCCCGUAACACCAUACGAAUACAGAAAGUUGCUGAAACAGAAUGGAAAGGCCCGUUUGUAGCAAGUAGUGUUAUCCCUUUACACGCGUGUGUGUGUGUGUGUGUGUGUGUGUGUGUGUGUGUGUGUGUGUGUGUGUGUGUGUGUGUGUGUGUGUGUGUGUGUGUGUGUGUGUGUGUGUGUGUGUGUGUGUGUGUGUGUGUGUGCGUGUGUGCGUGGGUCUGAGAGAAAGAGACUGGAAGUGGGUUGUAAUAUGACUACAUUACCAGGUAUAAUAUAAGCCUUAGUGCACAGAAGUUAUGAAAAGAGGGGUUGAAUUUGAAUCGUGAAUGCAGAUUGAUUUUUGCUUUCUUUACUCAGUAACUCACAACUUAUUUGAAAACAGUGCCAGCACUUUGUUUUUAUUUGUGAUUAACUUAAGUUUGCGAUGUUUUAUCGUUUGUAUCUUUAUUGCUCUCACGGAGAGAUUUUUGUUGCAUGUUGUUUAAAAUGGGCAAAACUAAUGCACCUAGGACGCUGGGGAUUGUCGUGAUAAGAUGAUGGGGCCAAAUGAAUGGAAUGAGACAUGUACAUAAAUGGCACAGGUCACUGGAUGUCUGUGUGGUAGCUAGGCAUUCAAGUUGAACUAUUGAUAGGUGUAUCAGGAUGACCUUGAGAGAAGAUCAUGUUUAUUCGCAAAGUUGCAAUAUCAAAGUAAAUAGUUGUUUGCAAAGGCACAUGAACAAAAGACCAAAUAAAAUAGUAAAAUGUCAAUCUGCUAUGAUUAUACUCACCCUACCUCCCAAUGAUGAAACAUAAAAUUGCAAAACAAUGGGGACCAAGACACGGAUCUGUCGAAACAUUUUGUCAUCUGUCCUUUAAGUGUCUUUUAAUUAGACUUUUUGUGUCUGUAAUUGAGCAAAUAUCUUUGAGGGUGUUUGAUUGAAUUGCAUUGUCUUAUUGUUGAAAUUAUUUAUUUUAGAAGUAUGGGCAGAUCAGACCUGCAAUGAGAGAACAGCAGAGGAGGCGGUAUCAUAUGGGGGCAGAGCUGCCUCCAGAACACGAUUCAUCCCCAAAAAACGUCAACCUGCGUUAUAUUAUGGGAUGCGUUUUUACCAUGCUACAUAUGGAUAACUCAUUGUAUCAGGGCGACUACUUUGUCAAGCUAUAUUAGAACAGUGUAUGUCCUGUUAGUGGAAACAUUACAUUACAGGGAAAUGUACAUAAGUGUGAUAAACUCAUAAAUUCACUGUAACAUACUGACAAACUACCUAUGAAUGUCCAAUUAUGAUAACCCGUAGGUGAGGUGGCUGUAUGACUGAUUACUCUCAAUGAUUUCAUUAAACAAUAGCUGUGACAUA
Messenger RNA from Oncorhynchus masou masou (cherry salmon), 5002 nucleotides. RefSeq names its product failed axon connections homolog. The transcript has 6 exons. Lineage: Eukaryota; Metazoa; Chordata; Actinopteri; Salmoniformes; Salmonidae. The record is from RefSeq and is a predicted model, not a curated record. The coding region runs from base 228 to 1508 and encodes 426 amino acids. Gene Ontology annotation, cellular component: cytoplasm.